Cladophialophora psammophila CBS 110553 is the source of this 1866-nucleotide messenger RNA. Its product is annotated as mitochondrial import receptor subunit tom-70. Gene Ontology annotation, molecular function: protein binding; protein-transporting ATPase activity. Gene Ontology annotation, cellular component: mitochondrial outer membrane. The record is from RefSeq and is a predicted model, not a curated record. Lineage: Eukaryota; Fungi; Ascomycota; Eurotiomycetes; Chaetothyriales; Herpotrichiellaceae. The transcript has 4 exons. Gene Ontology annotation, biological process: intracellular protein transport. Bases 1 to 1866 code for a protein of 621 amino acids.
AUGUCCGAAUCCGCCGCUAUCGAUGCCGCCCGCGCACCUGCGUCCCUCUGGGAUCGCGUGUCGAAUUGGGUCUCGGAGAACAAGGCAGUCGCAUAUACCAUUGCUGGCACAGUAGUGGUCAUCACAAGUGCCGGAGCCAUCUACUAUUUCUCCAGUCAGAAAGGGGGUGCUCCUGCUACACCCACAGAAAAGAGAAAAAGCAAGAAGGAGCGUCGGAAAGAGAAGAAAGCUGCCGAGGAAGCACAGAAGGCCGGAAUCAGUCUCAAAGACGAGGAGGCCGGCACAGCACCUCGACCUGCGACCGUCGAGACCGAAGAUGAAUUGCCCGAGAUCAAUGAAUCCAACAUCGAAAGCUUCUCGAAAGAGGAGAGAGCAACAUAUGCCGGCAAAUUGAAGGCUGCAGGCAACAAAGCAUACGGGUCCAAGGACUACAACAAGGCCAUCGAACUCUAUGGCAAAGCCAUCCUCUGCAAACCCGACCCUGUCUACUACUCUAACAGAGCUGCUUGCUAUAACGCCCUGAGCGAUUGGGACAAAGUGGUGGAAGAUUGCACCGCAGCCAUCUCGAUGGAUCCGGAAUAUGUCAAAGCUCUAAAUCGUCGCGCACACGCCUACGAACACCUGGGGAUGUUCUCCGAAGCCUUACUGGACUACACGGCCAGUUGUAUUAUCGACGGAUUCAAGAACGAAAAUAGUGCCCAGAGCGUGGAGAGGUUACUAAAAAAGGUGGCUGAAAAGAAGGGCAAAGCAAUUCUUGCCAGCAAGAAGAACAAAUUGCCAGGGGCCACCUUUGUCUCAAAUUACCUCCAGAGCUUCCGCCCGAGGCCGCCGCCUGCAGGAUUGGAGGAAACUGCCGAGCUCGAUGAGAACACCGGCAAAGGCCAGCUUCAGCGAGGCUUGGUCGCCAUGCAGAAGAAGACGGCCGAAGGAUACGAUGAAGCUGCGGCGGCCUUCAAGAAGGCCCUUGAACUCGGGGAUCUGGGCGAGCAUGAGGCCUUUGCCUACAACAUGCGUGCCACCUUCUUGUACCUCGAGGGCGACAUUGCAAACGCUCUCGAAGAUCUCAACAAAGCCAUCGAGCUGCAACCCUCCCUCACCCAACCCUACAUCAAGCGGGCCAGCAUGCAGUUAGAAUUGGGCAACAAGGAGCUUGCUGCCGACGACUUUGAAAAGGCCAUGGCACAGAACAAAGACGACCCUGACAUCUUCUACCAUCGCGCUCAGCUGCACUUCAUCCUCGGUGAAUAUGCCGAUGCGGCCAAGGACUACCAAAAGUCCAUCGACCUAGACAAGGACUUCAUCUACUCGCACAUUCAGCUGGGGGUCACGCAGUACAAGCUAGGCUCGGUUGCGUCCUCAAUGGCAACCUUCCGCCGUUGUGUCAAGAAUUUCGACAAAGUGCCCGAUGUCUACAACUACUAUGGUGAGCUGCUGCUUGAUCAACAGAAGUAUCAAGACGCCAUUGAGAGGUUCGAGACGGCCAUCGAUAUGGAACGCCAGACGAAACCCACGGGGGCUAUCAAUGUGCUGCCGCUCAUCAACAAGGCAUUGGCUCUCUUCCAGUGGAAGCAGGACUUCAAGGCAGCCGAGGAGCUUUGCGAGAAGGCGUUGAUCUUGGAUCCUGAAUGCGAUAUCGCUGUUGCCACAAUGGCUCAACUCCUCCUCCAACAAGGCAAGGUGACCAAGGCACUGGAAUACUUUGAGCGUGCCGCCGAGCUAUCGAGAACAGAAGGUGAAAUCGUCAACGCACUCUCCUACGCCGAGGCCACGCGCACACAGCUGGAGGUCUCGCAGAAGUAUCCUCAAUUGGCCGCUCGUCUGCAACAAAUGGAAGGCGCAGGCCUCGGUGGACCCCAGUUGAGGUAA